Molecule: messenger RNA, 2589 nt
Organism: Empidonax traillii (willow flycatcher)
Lineage: Eukaryota; Metazoa; Chordata; Aves; Passeriformes; Tyrannidae
Gene: ADAMTS10
Product: ADAM metallopeptidase with thrombospondin type 1 motif 10
Exons: 18
Biological process (GO): proteolysis; extracellular matrix organization
Cellular component (GO): extracellular matrix
Molecular function (GO): metalloendopeptidase activity
Source: RefSeq, a predicted model, not a curated record
UGCAGAUACGACAUUUGCAUCUACAAGAACAAACCCUGUGGCACCCUGGGCCUGGCCCCCGUGGGCGGGAUGUGCGAGCGGGAGAGAAGCUGCAGCAUCAACGAGGACAUCGGCCUGGCCACGGCCUUCACCAUCGCCCACGAGAUCGGCCACACGUUCGGCAUGAACCACGAUGGGGUUGGCAACAGCUGCGGCUCCCGGGGGCAGGAGACGGCCAAGCUGAUGGCUGCCCACAUCACCAUGAAGACCAACCCGUUCGUGUGGUCCACGUGCAGCAGGGAUUACAUCACCAGCUUCCUGGACUCUGGGAUGGGACUGUGCCUGAACAACGCUCCUCCCAAGCAGGACUUUGUCUACCCCACCGUGGCUCCGGGCCAGGCCUACGAUGCAGACGAGCAGUGCCGCUUCCAGUACGGAGUUAAAUCUCGCCAGUGUAAAUACGGGGAAGUCUGCAGCGAGUUAUGGUGCCUGAGUAAAAGCAACCGCUGCAUCACCAACAGCAUCCCUGCUGCCGAGGGGACCAUCUGCCAAACCAACACCAUUGAGAAGGGGUGGUGCUACAAGAGGGAGUGUGUGCCCUUUGGAACCCGACCUGAGGGCGUGGAUGGAGCCUGGGGGUCCUGGUCGUCCUGGGGGGAAUGCAGCAGGACGUGCGGCGGUGGCGUGUCCUCGUCCGUGCGCCACUGCGACAGCCCACGGCCCACGAUCGGAGGAAAGUACUGCCUGGGAGAGAGGAAGAGGUACCGCUCCUGCAACACCGAUGACUGCCCACCUGGCUCCCAGGACUUCCGAGAGCUCCAGUGCGCCGAGUUCGACAACGUCCCCUUCCGAGGGAAGUACUACACCUGGAAAACCUACCGUGGGGGGGGUGUGAAGGCCUGUUCCCUCAACUGCCUGGCCGAGGGCUUCAACUUCUACACGGAGCGGGCGGCGGCCGUGGUGGACGGGACCCCGUGUCGGCAGGACUCCAACGACAUCUGCGUCAACGGGGAGUGCAAGCACGUGGGCUGUGACCGUGUCCUGGGCUCAGACUCGAAGGAGGACAAGUGUCGUGUGUGUGGGGGCGACGGCAGCUCCUGCGAGACCAUCGAGGGCGUCUUCAACCAGUCCCUGCCAGAGGGAGGUUAUGAGGAGGUGAUCCAGAUUCCCAAGGGCUCCGUCCACAUCGACAUCCGGGAGCUGAACCUGUCUAUCAACUACCUGGCGCUGAGAGGGGAGAGUGGCGAGUAUUUCAUCAACGGGCGGCUCUCCAUCGAUCCCCCCCGGCGCUUCGACAUCGCCGGCACCACAUUCCACUACAGGAGAUCCCCUGAGGAGCCCGAGUCACUGGAGGCCUUGGGACCCACCAACAUCACCCUCUUUGUCAUGGUCCUGGUGCGGACGGAGCAGCAGGGGAUCCGCUACAAGUUCAACGCCCCCAUCAGCAGGGACGGCUCCAACCAGUAUUCCUGGCACUACACCCCAUGGACCAAAUGCUCUGUGCUGUGUGCAGGGGGCAGCCAGAUCCAGUCUGUGGUGUGCAGGAAACUUUCUGAUGGCUCGACUGUCUCCAACCAUUUCUGCAGCCCUGACACCAAACUGCUGGAGAGGCAGAGGCCGUGCAACACCGAGCCGUGUCCCCCAGCGUGGGUGAUUGGGAACUGGUCUGAGUGCAGCCGGAGCUGCAACGAGGGCGUCCGCACGCGCAGCGUCUUCUGCAAGCGCAAGAUCUCUGCCAGCGAGGAGAAGACCUUGGAUGAUGCCUCUUGCUCCCACCCACGGCCAAAGAUGCUGGAGCCCUGUAACAACCAGACGUGCCCUCCAGAGUGGGUGGCCCUGGACUGGUCAGAGUGCACCCCAAACUGCGGCCCCGGCUUCCGCCACCGCAUCGUCCUGUGCAAGAGCGGCGACCACAGCGCGACCCUGCCCACGUCCCAGUGCCACGAGGCCUCCAAGCCCCCCACCAGCAUGAGGUGCAACCUGCGGCGCUGCCCCCCGCCCCGCUGGGUCACCGGCGAGUGGGGAGAGUGCUCUGCCCAGUGUGGCCUGGGCCAGCAGAGGAGAUCCGUCCAGUGCCUGGCCCACACCGGGCAGCCGUCCAGCGAGUGUGUGGAGGCCCUGCAGCCCCCAGGGAUGCAGCAGUGCGAGACCAAGUGCGAGUCAGGACCUACGGACAACCCUGAGGAGUGCAAGGAUGUGAACAAGGUGGCCUACUGCCCGCUCGUCCUGAAGUUCAAGUUCUGCAGCCGGACCUACUUCCGACAGAUGUGCUGUAAAACCUGCCAGGGGCAUUAGGGACACAGCCUGACCCCCGUGGGAAAACUGGAAGGCAAAAGCUAUGCCGGAGGGUCACCGAGCCGGGCCCUUCCCCUCCAACCUGGGAAUCUCCCCCGGCUCCAACACAGACACCGCUCGUGCUUCCAGUGGGGAGCCGGCGCCACCCAAACCCCCCAAAGACCAGCACCCUUCGCCCCCUGAGCUCCACGAUGGCAGGUUCCCAGUGAAACUAUGGCAGCUCCCAGCAUGGAUGAGCGGUGGGAGAGCGGGAAUGCGGGCAGGGACAUUACUUGAAGUUCUGAUGUUGUUAUUUAUUAGUCACGGGCCCAGGUC